Papilio machaon (common yellow swallowtail) is the source of this 1469-nucleotide messenger RNA. Its product is annotated as sperm-associated antigen 7 homolog. Gene Ontology annotation, molecular function: nucleic acid binding. The record is from RefSeq and is a predicted model, not a curated record. Bases 685 to 1395 code for a protein of 236 amino acids. NCBI's taxonomy places the organism in Eukaryota, Metazoa, Arthropoda, Insecta, Lepidoptera, Papilionidae. The transcript is spliced from 3 exons.
AAAGCGCACCGGCUGACAGCAAACCAAGAUCAUUUUCGUUUGAUUUUCAUUUUAAUUCAGAGAAGAUAAGAAAAUGCUUAUUUCUAUGUAUAAUGGAAUCUAAAGUGCAGAAGCAAGUCGUCGAUUACUUUUUAACUUUUGCAGAAUUUCAUAAUACGUCUAAAGGGUGUUUGAAAACUUGCCAAAAGUGCGCAUUUACUAUUAAUAAACUAACACAGCGUUGUAAUAAUAUUAAAAAAGUGGAAUUGAUUCGUACGCCGCUGGAAGACUUUGCUGAUGUUCCCUCAAAGCUGUUAAAUCGUCUACUUAACCUUAUCACAAUUGAAAUUAAUGAAAUACGAAAACAAGGGACAAUAAUUGAUGAGGCAUUUGAAAAACUUUGUACCAAAGCAAACACUGUGAAAGAAAAUUCCAAGGAAAUUAAUUUUUCAGUACCCAGUUUACUUGUAGACGGGACAUCACUUCAGCCACCAUUAAAGCAACUCCUCGAGUUCAUUGAGGAUACUAUUACAUACGGAAGUCAAUUCCAUUCGUUUAUAGAAUCAUCUUUAAAAACAUUUGCAUUGAAAGGUCUUGAUACGGAAUCACAGGUUGAUAACUUUAAAAUUCCCAUAUUUUGGCAGAGACGAGUUACAGAAAUAAUUUCAUAUACAUCAUUUUGUCCGGAAAACAAAAUAUAGCACCAUGGAUCUACUAGAUUCAAUAUUAAAUUCAAUGCAAAAACCACCAACAGCCAGCGAGGCUCAAAAGACUGCUCUCAAGAAACAGAAAGAAGCAUUAGAACGCAAGCAAAAAGAUGAAAAAAACAGACUUAAGAAAUUUAGGCAACAAGUGGAAGAAAAAAUAGGAGAAUUUGUAAAAGAUGGUAGAAAACCUUCAUUACAAUUUGAGCCUAUGGAACAAACAUAUCGGUCAAUAAUACGAGAUGUGGCAGAGACUGCUGGUCUUCAGAUAUUUUCGUUUGGACAAGAUGGCAUAGACCGGUAUUCUGUAGUUUACACUAAAGAACGAGGACCAUCGGAAGAUGAGUUAAGCGUGAGACGUGCUGGAGGAGUUUGGAGUGAAGAUAAAGCUGCAGAAAUGGCUUUACAACAUAUUGAAAUGAAGAAGCAAGCAGCUCUAAAUAAUGAAGAGGAGAAGAAUAGAAAGCGUAAGCAUGGCAAGGAGCAAUUGAGUGGAACAUUUUACAAGCAGAAGUACGCACAUCUGAUAGGUGAAGAUGCAGCAUUAGAUGCUGCUCAUAAAACUAACAUGAAUAAGAGUUACGGAGAGGUACCAAGUGAGAAUAAAAAAGACUCACGUUCUAUUGAACAAACUAUGGCUGAUAUACGAGCAAAGAAACUGAAGAAAGCUGAAAAUAAAGAGGCUACAGAAAAUAAUCAUCAAAUUGAUUGAUAUUUGCUGCUUCUAGUGAAUUAAAAAAAUUACAUUAAUGUAAAAUGUCAAAUAAUUAAAAUCAAAUUCAAUGA